Carassius carassius (crucian carp) is the source of this 1161-nucleotide messenger RNA. RefSeq names its product engulfment and cell motility protein 1. The record is from RefSeq and is a predicted model, not a curated record. The transcript has 7 exons. Bases 486 to 1115 code for a protein of 209 amino acids. Lineage: Eukaryota; Metazoa; Chordata; Actinopteri; Cypriniformes; Cyprinidae.
ACAGUACAAUAAGACAGAAUACAUGGCAACCGAGCACUGAUCUAACCAUAACCAAUGUGUCCUCUGUACAGACAUUAGCUGGCCCAAUGUCAACAUGUUUCUCCCCAGGCUCUGACUGUGUCACAGCACUGUUGGAGAUUGGACUGACAGGGCCUUAAUCCCAUAGAGCUCCUCAGUUCCCCCUGCCAGACCCCAGCACUGUUCUUGGCCCGUGCCCAACGGUCACACGAAUGCAUGCAAGGUCUGAGAUAAAGACAAACUCCAUAAGCCACACAGACAGUACUACAGCAGAGAAGACUAAGACUGAAUAAACCACAGUGUAGCCAACAGCAAAUGAUGUUAAAUCACAAAACACUCUUCACCGGAGUGAACUAGAAUGACAGCUGGCAGAGAAAAAACAGAAAAGCUAUGCCACCCAAAGUGACACAUUGCAGUUUAACACAGUGGACAGUGCCAGGCCUCACAGGCUCUUGCUGAAGUCAGAGAUGUUGAGCCAGGAUGACCCCAAAUCACGCCCAAUGCUGGAACUCCGAGAGAAGCUCCAGCCAGAGGUGAUCGAGCUGAUUAAACAGCAGAGGCUGAACCGUCUGUGUGAGGGCACAUGCUUUAGGAAGAUCAGCGCUCGUCGCAGACAAGACAAGUUCUGGUAUUGCCGUCUAUCACCAAACCACAAAGUGUUACACUAUGGGGAUAUAGAGGAGUUCUCACAAGGACAAAUAUCAGAUGACUCUCUCCAGGAGAAAGUGACAGUAGCAGAUAUCAAAGCAGUGGUCAGGGGUAAAGACUGUCCACACAUGAGGGAGAAAGGAGCACUUAAGAAUAAGGAGCUACUGGAGCUGGCUUUUUCCAUUCUUCAUAACUCUGAUGAAUAUCUGAACUUCAUUGCUCCAGACAAGCAUGGAUACUCCAUUUGGACCGAUGGCUUGAAUGCUCUUUUGGGAAAAGAGAUGACUAGUGAGCUCACAAAAUCAGAUAUGGACACUCUGGUUACUAUGGAGCUGAAACUUCGCCUUUUGGACCUCGAAAACAUUCAGAUUCCUGACGUCCCUCCUCCUGUUCCCAAAGAGCCCAGCACUUACGACUUUGUUUACGACUUUAGUCAGCAGCACACUUGAGACUGGAAUAAAGCCCUUACUCAUGCUGAUAAUCAGCUGUAAGUAA